Tripterygium wilfordii is the source of this 2879-nucleotide messenger RNA. RefSeq lists its product as uncharacterized. Bases 241 to 2397 code for a protein of 718 amino acids. The record is from RefSeq and is a predicted model, not a curated record. The transcript has 4 exons. Gene Ontology annotation, biological process: regulation of photomorphogenesis. Lineage: Eukaryota; Viridiplantae; Streptophyta; Magnoliopsida; Celastrales; Celastraceae.
CGGUUGUGGGCUGAGCAGAAAAGAUCACGUAUGACGCUUUCUCCUCCUUCACCACAUAAUCGCCGUUCCUUUAAAUCAUAUUUUUAUGCAUAAGGUUGUGAUCGCCGGAUCUGGGAAUUUGAAGCUCCCACCGCUGCGCUGAGGUUGCUCUGUUUGCGUGUCUGAGUUGUAGCCAGGUUGAUUUAGAUAGACCUUUGAAGUUCCUUGUUCGUAUUGAUAGUUUAGUGGAUCCUUUUUAUCAUGUCAAACCACAAGAGUGGUGAAAUGACCGGACAACCGCUGCAUCCUAACCAAUCUGUUUGGAUGGCUCAUUGGACGAGUACAAAUACUAAGUCAGCAAGCCCAGCACAUCAACGGCUGCUUCAUUAUGAGCCCAAGGGAGAUGAUCAUAAGACUAUGAGUUGCCCUUUAUUAACUGGGCCAGUGGCAUCGACAGAUUGUUCUAAACAUGGUUUAGAUUUUAAAGAAUUUGGUAAGGUCAAAACAAAUUAUCAUAUGAACGAUAGCUUGACAACGGGUUCGAAAAAGUCGAGGAAUGAAAUAUUUAAUCCAUUUCCAAUGUUCAAUGUCUCCAAAGAUAGUAUGUUUGAUGCAAAAAGUGAUCAAACCCCCUUACGCCAUCAAAUACGUUUUAGGUUAAACAAUAGUCCUGAUUCUGGAUUCAUUAGUUCUCCAGGUAGAACUGAGAACAAAUUGUCUUCGUUGCCUGCAUGUGCUCCUCCUGAAAUUGGUACUUCAUCAAGAGAAUGUCUUUUUCAGUCUGAAGGCAUUACAAAGUACCUGGAGCAGCAGUUUAUACCUGUUAAGACUCUUGGAAAAGACAGCUCAGCUGCUUCAUCAUCUUCUCAUGAUGAUUUUACGCGGUCGGCUACUAAAAUUGUGCCUUAUGGAAUGAACAGAAGCGAGACUUCUGUGAAGUCAUUGUUGCAUAGGGAAGAAGAAAUUAAUCAGUCAAGCUCUGUCAUAGCAUCGAAAGAACGCUUCAAAAAUAAUGAUUAUAACGGGCAUUCUUCUCUUUUUGUUAAAGAGAAGCCAAUUCAUAAUGAAGCAACUCUGUUAGUGCGUGAUCUCUCGCCAAGCAAUAGCGAGGCAGCAGAUUUCCUUGGUGAACAACGGCAGAAUACGAAAAAUAAUUAUGGGCUUGGAUUGUUUCCAAGCAGAAGCAAUUCCCUAGAGAAGACUGAAUCAGAAAAUUUGUAUCAAUGGUACUCAGUACCAAAACUUCCAUGUUCUGUUCGUGAUGAGGAAACUAUGAGAAUAUGUACUGCUGAAGAUUCCACGGAAGAAUCAUCCAGAGGCCCUCCCUUUUUUUCUCAGACAACUCACCAUUUCUUGAUCACAAAAAAGACAGAUAUAAAUGUGUCUGAUGGAAGUCAAAUGUUUAAGGAAUCAAUGGUAUCUAGCAAAUGUAAAGGAAAAGUGGUUGGUGAACUACUCAGUUUAUCUCCGGAUUUGAGUUUUCAGGUUCCUCGAGGAGUGAAACUACAGGCUUUAGAUGGCUGCACACAAAUUGAACGAAAAGGGAUCACUGGAAGUGUUGAAACUUCCGCUGUUCAAAUAAGGAAUGAAUCAUCAGCUGAAACUGAUACUAUGGACAUGAAUCCUCUUCGAGAGAACGAUGUUUCUGGCAUGGCUUCAUCUUCAUCAAAUAAGGGUGUACUCCAAAAGUCACCAAAAGCUCAAGCUGCAACAGCUUCUGGUAGAGAAGAAAUUGGAGAUGGGGUACUGAAUAUGAACCAACAACCUCCAGCACUUGCAGGUGUUGUAAGCUUGUCAAAUGAUAGAGAGACAAGCACCUCUAGAACCCAGAGUUUGAAUGUGGACCAACUAUUUUCGCAUGCUGAACAGCAUACAAAUUCAAAAUUUUGUGCUUACCACGGUGAACUGGGGCCAGAGCCAAGCAGCAGAUGGGUUAAACGCCUCAAGUCGAGUGCUUCUGGUUCUUUUGAUUAUGGAACGAAGAGCUUGAAAAUGGAAGAAGCCUCUUCCCAAAGAAAAGUUCAUAACCUCUUUGGCAAAAUGUCGAAACGUAGUAUAACAGAUAGUGCAGACUUACAGAUGGGUAAACGUCAUGGGAAACAUCCAAUGUUAUUAGAUCAGACGAUACUGCCAUUAGGAAACUCUGGGUCCUCUUCAAAUGACUUACUGGGGAAAAGUGAUAUAACACUUUCACAUCCUUGGAUCCAGAGGUGGUGUCGUCAUCAAGCUACAUCUCCAAAAACUACUGCUGAAGCUCCAGUGAUGUGUGAACCACAACGUUCAAAGGCCACUGCUUUUGAGUAUCAAAAAAAGAAGUUUCCUAGCAUUGCUGCUAUGGCUCUGAUGGCAAAAACCAUGACUGGUUUUCAGCCAUGCGAAUUUAUCAAUAAGGGUCCUGUAGUAGUUUGGAAUAGUUAAGGAUCUUGAAAUCUCCCCGUGCAUAUGGUGGAUGAAACUUAGCCAAGUAGUCUGUCACAUCGGCCGGUUCUCAUCAGUUGACAGGAGGCAAAACUGCUUUGGUGAUUUUGUCACAUGGUGAUCAGAUUUCUGUAUAGUGUGAAUGUUGCUUUGGUGUAUUCUGGCCUGAAGUUGUAUCUCAAACCUUUAUCUUUUCCUUGAAAAAGUGUGUGUUCUGAAUAUGGCAUCUAUAGGAGGCUGUGUCGAAAAUGCCCCCAUUGGAUGACCACAGCAGCUCCCUCUUUAGUUGUUGGCAUUAGGUUUUUUAUUAAUUUAAGGGAAACAAAUAACGCAUGAACCAAAAAGAAUAUGACUAGCAAGUGAGGAACAUGGGGGCUUUUGAUUUUUCUUUGGGAAUACUUGAUUGAAGAAUAGAGCCCUAGGCUUGUGCAGUUCCAUCUGGUAUGAUUGGUCAAAAGUUCAAGUCAUAAGUGCUUGAUGUG